AUGUCGUGGCUUGACUCGCUGUGGGAUGGUUUGGGGACGACGGGGAAUGCAGCCACGAGGAGUGCCGUCGGCAAAGGCAUGGUGUCGGUAGACACAACAACUUCCGUGCCACACGACCAACAAAAACAACAACAACAACAGCAGAAGCCGCAACAAGAGCAUGUGCCGCUGCUACCUCCUAUUCAGCUACCCAAGGGCCGGGAGUUGUCAGCACAAAUGUCUGUCAUGAGUGCCGAGAGUGGUAAGGAAUGUGGAGCGGAUGACGGCAAGAGUCAACGGGCGCGAUGUCGUCUUCCCAAGAUUGAUCAGGGACGUCGACCCAAGAAGCAGCAGCUGGCGUUAUGUAGGCAGUGGAUCUUGUCGCACCGCGAUGAGCAGGCGAGAGCGCGGGCCGUUGUUGACGUGGCUCGAGAACUUUUCUACAAUGUUAUGGUACGGUGCAACUCUUCCAUUGUAGAGGACGGCUACGAUCAGAUGCAGCUGCUGGCACUUAAAACGGCCGCGAGUUGUUUUCUUUUAGAGGAAAUUGUGAAGGCGCUACCACGACAUGGGAUUCUCAGGCCGUGUGUGGGCUUUUUGCUUCGUGCCGUGUAUGUGCCGGACACGCCGGAGAUGCGAGAUGCGCUUGGGGGAACGCUGGCGUACCCGUUCAUUUUGCAGAAUUUCCCCUUGGAGCCUGCCACUCGCACGCUGCUUGCCCGGUACGCACGCAAGACGUACUUCAUUGCCCACCACGAGCUGACGCAAAAGGUGAUUGUUCACGCCCAUACCAAUGUGUCCCGCCUGCAGCACUUUAAACGUCUUCCACGUGUCUUUGCCUUGAUGAGUGUGAACUGGGUUAAGUUCCUACUGCGUAUUAUAUUAAGGGCAUGGAGACAUUUGUGUCUCGUGCGGCGGCAGAAUGAGCAGAAGCACCGCGCCAGGUGGGCACGGCGGUUUGCAGCGGAAAGAAUACGAUUCGGUGUGCAACGGUGGCGUGUGUACGCAAAUAUCCGGCUACAAGGAGCGGAGGCGGGGGAGGUUAUGAAGGCACGCAUUGAAGCCUUGAAAAUGAGCACGCGGAGCCUCGAGAAUGAAAUCAACGCCCUCUCGGAGGAGAGCGCGCGACUGAGCGCGGAGAUCGAGUCGAAAGCGGAACUUCACGUCCUCUUCGGGAAGCGUAUUUCCGAGAUUGAGCAGGAGUACAAGAAUACUUUGGAGUGCGUGCGGGAGAUGGACCGGGUCGGUAGCCGCCUGCUGGACUCGCUGCUGCUCAAGACGCCGUUCCCCGCGGAGGCAGAGACGCUCUCCCCGCUCGAGCUGCUCGUGCUGUGGGCCAACACAACACUUUUGGAGAGUCCCCUCGGCCCGCUGUUUCUCUCCUCUACUGACGAGGACUUUGCACACGCCAUUGACAAAAUUGCGAGCAAACAAACAAACAAACAACAAAUUAACGUGAGUGAAGUCGCCGAGGAGGAUCUUCCCUUCAACCCGCUGCUGACGGAGACGCCAAUGGUGAACCUGCCGAUGCAUUGCUUCCUGGCGCUCAUUCGCGCGAUGGACUACGACGCCGGCCCAGGCAAGGAGGAUCUCAAAAUGGUUUGCACCUCCGAAAUGCGGAUUCGGUCUCUGCGGUCAAAAAUGGAGAAUAACGCCGAGGCGGUGGACCUGAAGGAUCCGGAAACGGCCGCGAUAUUAGAGUCGGAGGUAGUCGUGGGACACACCAUCGUGGAGGCCUACGAAGCGCUCACAGGCGGCACUUGCAUUGUGACAGGGGCUCAGUUGAUGACAAGGAAGCGUGGGAUUCAACUCUUAUUUCUUGCAGCUCUGAUGCGGCACUUUUCGAAUUGGAUGGAGAACCAGGUGCGGAAGCAACGCUCUGUCGAGGAUAAGCGCCCAUCACUUGCCACAGCCCCAACAUUAACCACCGUCGAAGUGGAUUUACUGGGGGCUCCGAAGAAGGAAGAGGAGGAAGAGGAGGCACCCACGGUGGACAGCCACCUCGGUGUGCGUGACCGGAAGUAUUUUGAGUGGUACCACCCCCCGCAGAAUCAUGUCGAGUGGAUUGCGAGAGUGCAGAACCAGCGGCAGUGGAUUGCCGCGUCUUUGAGUGCGUUGCACGAGGCACUGAACGUCGCUCUGGAGCCUAGUACCCUCGUCCCCAUGGAGGUGCAGGGAGACUCACCCGAGUUUUUGGAAAACGUGACCCUGAAGCGGCUUUCCGACAUUCUUCCAAAGAAGGCGAUCACAUCGGGCACCUUCUUUCUUCGUCUCGCGCGGGUUGUAGAAAAUGCUCUUCCAAAACUACGUGCGCUAUUCCUGCAAUACUCACUAGAAGACAGGACCGCUGACGGUGGUGGUGAUGUUAGUAGCGGCAGUAAUAGUAGUACUAUUGGGUCUCGUUAUAUCACGUCCAUUGGCUUUUGGAACUUGCUGCGAGACUGCCGUGUGGUUGGUGGCCCAGGGAAAAUUAACCGCGCUAUUCUACGUCAAAUUCUUGGGAAUGUCUUUGGAACCAGCGUGGCAGCUGCUGCCAAUGGGCGGGUCCGUGAGGGGAACAAUUUACCGCGGGCACGGAGGCGAAUUCUUUCAGCUCUGCUGUCCCCAGUGAGUGAUGUACGAGGAUCACAGUACAGGUUGCGCUUCAAUGCGGCGGAGUUUAUUGAGAUUCUUUUACGCUGCGCCCAAGCGUGGGAUAGCCUGCGACACCGACAGAUUGAAAAUGAAUUGAAAACGUUUUGUAAGAAGAAGAAUUCGGCAGUUGACACCAACACCGCAUCCCUAGCCUCGCUUCCGGGGCAAGGGUCCGACGUCCUCACAGACGCGGAGGCGGAUGAUACUGUGGAGGAUGCAAAGGGGGAGAAGAAGGAGAUCCGUUAUGAGGCGUGUGACAUGACAUGGGCGCUGCGACCAGCUGCAGUGCGGGAAUUUUUUCAUGAGUGGAUUGUUUCGCAUGGCUUUCGUGGUCCGACACUGGAUCCGUUUCACCGUGCCCUGCGUCACCCGGCAUUGAGGGAACACAUCAUGGCAAAUAUCGAUAUCCUUCUCAGUUUAUUCACAAUCUACACGACCCCUAAGGAGGCAUACGGAAUGCCGACAAAGAUACCAGAUAUGGAAACAAGUAUGCGGAGAUUGGUGCUCGACAAGCCAGAAAACAGUAUCCAGCAAAAAGAGAGGGAUAGUUUCUUGGCCAGUGCGACGACGACUGUGCAGAGCGGCAAUCCAGGUAUCGUACGUGUCAUGACCGUGAGGGAUGUAAAACGUAUGGCAAAGGAUUUUGACUGGCUCAGUAUUCGUCGUGUGACGAGCUCUGUGAUUGAAGACGCCUUUUUUGCGAUAUGUCCGGACACGGAGAAUGAGUUUGGUCUUAUUUUCUUUACCGAAUGGCUCGACCUGCUGUGCGUGAUCGCCCAGUACCAUAACCCUGACCCAACAGUACCCCUCCACGAGAAGGUUCCCCCUUUUUUUAAAGAGCAUGUCACUCGGUACCACAGGGGCGAUCACUGA
Molecule: messenger RNA, 3486 nt
Organism: Trypanosoma cruzi
Lineage: Eukaryota; Euglenozoa; Kinetoplastea; Trypanosomatida; Trypanosomatidae
Exons: 1
Coding region: 1-3486 (1161 amino acids)
Source: RefSeq, a predicted model, not a curated record